Molecule: messenger RNA, 3471 nt
Organism: Chlamydomonas reinhardtii
Lineage: Eukaryota; Viridiplantae; Chlorophyta; Chlorophyceae; Chlamydomonadales; Chlamydomonadaceae
Exons: 2
Coding region: 79-2916 (945 amino acids)
Biological process (GO): sphingolipid catabolic process; ceramide biosynthetic process
Cellular component (GO): endoplasmic reticulum; membrane; cell periphery
Molecular function (GO): glycerophospholipase activity
Source: RefSeq, a predicted model, not a curated record
GUGGCCAUAGCUAGAGUGCUUCUGAUGUACAGUCGUUGAAAGUCGAGGUCGCUUCGUCAACCAAAUAGCAAUAAUCCCAUGAACGCCUCGUCGCAGCCUUGGAACAAGUUGACGCCCGAGCUGCUGCAACAUCUCGCUGGUCUGUUGCCGGUCCCGGAUGUGGUCGCGGGGCUCAAGCUGAGCUGCAAGGACGCGGCAGCAUGCCUCCGCGAGGGCUACUCUCGGAUACAGCUCUCGGCGCAACCGGCGCAGAGGCGCCAACCGAAUCAAUACGUUAAUCCAGUCGUCGCGGCCUCGCCCUGGCCCGCUCGCCAGUUCGUGGCGCACUGGGGCCGGCCCGAGCCUUGGCGAACGCUUGUCCUCCGGCAGCGGCAACGCCUGCUGUGCCUCGCCGCCAGCAGCGGCGACGGCCCAAGCCUGGACGCGGCUCUGGCACACUGCGGCUGCGCCCUCAGUGUGCAGGUGAUGGCUGCCGCGGCCGCGGCCGGGCGCACGGCGGCCUGCGAGCGGCUGCUGCAGGAGGGCUGCAUGGUGGGGCUAGCCGCCGUCUGCGCCGCGGCGGAGGCGGGCCACCUGCACCUGUGCACGCUGCUGUGGGCCAGGCAAUGCACGGACCAUACCCACAACGGAAAUCUGGGCGGGGAUGCCGCGCUGCUGGAUGUGGCGGAGGCCGCCAGCUCCGGCGGGCAUGCGCACGUGCUGCAAUGGCUGGAGGAGGAGGGGGAGCUGUUCCCCGAGGUGGCGGCACGUUGGGACUACGACGGGGAGUACCGGCGGCAGGAGGUGGCCCAGGUCCUGGCGGCGGCGGCGGCGCGCGGCGGCCACGUGGCGCUGCUGUACCGGCUGUUGGCCCGACUGCCGCCGCCGCCCCGCGCCGACGGGCGGGAGGGCGGCGGCAUGUGGCACCACCUGCUGUGUGACGUGGCGUUGGGCUGCCCGCUGCCCGUGCUCCGCCAGCUGGCCGGCCGGUGGCGGCAGCUCCAGCAGGCGCCGCGUCAGCAGCAGCCCGCCGCGGACGCGGACGCGGACGCGGAUGCGGAUGCGGACGCGGCGCAGGCGGCGGCGGGCGGCGGCCGCCCCAACCUGCUGCUGCGCGCGCUGGGCAGCCGCACGCCCGACUGGCGGGACAAGGCGGAGUGGGUGCGGUCGCGGCGGCCCGAGCUGCUGGCGGCGGCCACGGCCGAGCGGCGCGGCAACGGCGGCAGGUGGGGGGCCGAUGGCUGCUGGCUGCUUGAUCGUGGCGGCGAGUACGGCUGGGCGGCCGCGCAGCCCGACUACAAGGAGCGGCUGCGGUACCUGGUGAGGGACAGGGGCGUGCGGGCGCUGCCGGCGGCCGCAGCGGAGGCGGCGGCUGCGGUGGGUGACGUGCGCGCCCUGCGCUUCCUGCGGUAUGGGUGCGGCGGCAUGCGGUGGCCGAACAGCUGCGUUGUCGAGACCGCCGCGCAGCGUGGGCAGACUGCGGUGCUGGAGUUCCUGCGGGCCCGGCGGCAGCUGCCGAGCUACAGCAGUGGCGGCCGCACCCUGGACGCCGCCGCGGCGCCUCUGGGCGCGUUGGCGGCGGCGGUGGUGGUGGCGAACGAGGCAGGCCGUGCAAGACCGGAGCGUAGCUUCUGGUCGCGCGUCUUCCGGCAAGCGGCGGCAAGCCAAGGCGCCGACGCCGCCACGCUGCGCUACCUGCAUGAGGUGCUAGGGGCGGAGGUGCAGCUGCAGCCCAUUGCGACGGCGGGCUCCCUGGAGCAACUGGAAUGGGCGCUGGGCGUGGCGGCGGCGGGUGAGGACGACAGCGAUAAGAAUGAGUUUUGGCCGCAGGAGGCCGCCGGGAAGCGGUCGCUGCUGCUGCCGGCGGCCCUGGAGGCCGGCAACCUGGCGGCCGCCACCUCCCUGCACGAGCGCGGCGGCGCGCCGGCUGAUGAGCUGCCCGGUGUGGAGAAGGUGUUGGGCCUCGGGCAGUGGUACGACCGCAGCGCGGGCGUGUUCGGCGCUGUGCGGUGGCUCUUGGAGCGGCGGCAAAAGAAAUCGCAGAGGGCGCGGGAGCGGGGGCGGGAUGAGGGGCGGACUGCAGCAGUGGUAGGCGGCGGCGCGGAGGCAGCUGGCGGGUCUGGGGCUUCGGCCGGCGGCGCAGCGGCUGCGGCGGGCGGGUCGGGGGCAGGGGCAGGGGCGGGGGCAGGGGCAGGGGCAGGGGCAGGGGCAGGGGCAGGGGCAGGGGCAGGGGCAGGGUCGGGGGCAGGGGUAGGGGCAGGGGCGGGGGCAGGGGCAGGGGCAGGGGCGGGGACGGAGCUGACCGACGCGGAGUGGAGCGCGCUGCUGCAGGAGGUGGGGGUGGAGGGGCGGCUGUGCGGCCGCUUCCCUGAGAACCAGUGGGAGUGGCUGCGCGCCGCCUUCCUCGCCAGCCCCGUGCCGCCGCACGCCACGGCCGUGUCUACGGCUGUGCUGCUCACUGCCGGCAUCGUGUGCAGAGGAAUGGCGGGGGACACGGCCAGGAGGUCCAUGCAGGCGGCGGCGGCGGCGGCGGCGGCGGGUGCCGCGGGGUCUGGGCACAAGGAAGCGGUGGCGGCGCAGUGGGAGGCGGAAGAGGCGGGCAAGGAGGAGGAGGAGGCGAGGUCAGAGCGGGAGUGGGAGCGGGAGCGGGAGCAGGAGCGGGAGCGGGAGCGGGAGCGGGAGCAGGGCGUGAUGGGGGCGCGGGCGGUGGUGGCAGCGGGCGUGGAGCGGCGCUUCCGGGCGCGGGCGGCGGAGCAGGAGCGGUUGAGGGCGGAGGCGGAGGCGCAGUGGCAGGCGGAGAUGGAGGCGGAGAUGGAGGCGGAGGCGCAGUGGGAGGAGGAGGAGGAGGAGGAGGAGGAGGAGGCAGAGGCGGAGGCGGAGGCGAAGGCGCAGUGGCAGGCGGAGAUGGAGGCUGCAGCGCAGGCGGCGGUGCAGUGAGAGGCCGCAGCGCAGGCGCAGGCGGAGGCGCAGGCGGAGGGGUACGCCAGGGCUGGCAUGCAUCAGGCAGCGCACGGCAACCCGGCGGGCGAGAUCGACAGCGGCUUGGACAGCGACUGACUGCCCCAGCGAGUAGGGCACAGCAAGGCCGUGUCAGGCAUUAGGGCAUGAGGGCAUAUUGAUACGACUUGGACUGGAGCCGGGUUGCCCGCCCGUGCCAGGGGUAGGAGGUGGGGCGGGGUGGUGGUGGUGGGCACGUGCACGGCAGCACGUGGCGGCGACACAAGGGCAGCAGGAUGGGGCGGCGGGGGGGGGGGGUGACUCGCACGCUUCCAUGCAGGUAGCGUGGUGGGUUGGUUUGCCUGAUUGGGGGGAGGAGCGGGUUUCGGCGUUAAUUGCGGCUGUGCGCAUGUGGCGGUGUGGGCCUGUGGCCAGCCUUGCAAGCAAGCGGGCGGCGGGACCGCCAUCGAGUGCAAGGCAGGCAGUGAGGCAGGACAUCCGUUUGGACGUAUACGGGUACGUUGAACUGCAGGUCAUCUGUAAUAUUGCUGCACC